Nymphalis io (European peacock) is the source of this 3992-nucleotide messenger RNA. It is a transcript of the gene Sas-4, whose product is annotated as centromere protein J. The record is from RefSeq and is a predicted model, not a curated record. Bases 101 to 3649 code for a protein of 1182 amino acids. The transcript has 3 exons. Gene Ontology annotation, molecular function: tubulin binding. Gene Ontology annotation, biological process: cilium assembly; centriole elongation. NCBI's taxonomy places the organism in Eukaryota, Metazoa, Arthropoda, Insecta, Lepidoptera, Nymphalidae. Gene Ontology annotation, cellular component: centrosome; centriole; nucleus.
UAAAAUUUGUAUUUGUUGUGUAUGAAUCUGUUGGCACAAUAGAAUUAAAUGUUAUGGUUUAAACAAACGAGUUAUUUUGAAUACGUAAUAGUAGUGUAAAAUGAUGGACCAGUCAUACUCCGAAAGUGAUGUUUCAAUAUCUCCAUCACAAAUUUUAGAUCGCCUGCAAGUACUCAGGCAGUUGCAAAUUUUGCAACGCGGGAAAUUGCAAAAGCAUCGUCUACAGUACGAUAAUUCUCCUGAAAUAACUUCUAGCAUAACUGAAAUCGUUAGUCAAUUUAGUAAUAGUACAAGUUAUAAUACUUUCCGAAGCUUGUUACAGUCUUCUCAAGAAACUAAUGAAAUAUCUCACUCAAACACAACCCCAUCAUUAAGAAAAGGUAACUUGCAAAAUGUUAUAGAAGGUAUUUCAGUUUUGAAUUUAUCUGAGGAAUCUGAAUUUAUUGCUAAUUCUGUUUCAUCAAGAAAUUCUAGUUCUCCUAGACUGGAUAGUGAAAGAUCUCAUAAUAUCGUUGAACAAAACCUUUCAAAAAAACAGAUAUCUCUGGAUGAAAUGCCUAUACUGUCUCCAAAAAAGGAUUUUGAAACUUUAAUUGCAGAAAAGUUAAAGAAUGAGGAAAAUGUUAUGAAAGAAGUACCUACUGAUUUGCACCAAAAAAAAAGUAUCAAAAAGCCAUUUCUUAGGAAAGGUGAAGGUAUGGGCCGAUUUGGAAUCCAGAAAAAUGACUUAGUCAUACAGAAUACAAAAUCAUUACCCUGGAAAAGAAAAAAAUCUGGCAAUGAAACAGCCACCAAAGCAGUUAACAGUAAACCUAAUAAAAAACUUUCUAAAAAUGAUAACCUUUCAAUACAAAUAUUAGACAAGGAUACAAUAUCUAAGGGCUUAAAAGAACAGGGUCCCCUUGAUUCAUUUAAGAAAACCAACAGCAAAUUUGAAUCUGCUCCAAGUCCGAAAGAAAAAAUAACGGAAACCGAACAAAAUGAACAAACACCAAAUACAUCUGCUAAUCAUUCAUCUUCUAAGCCUAACAUAGAGACACUUGCUAUUAGUAUGCCUAAACUAAAACAUCCGCUACGCCCAGGUCAAGGCAAAACAUGGGCAUCCGUGUUUACCAAGGAACAGGAUGAUUUCUUGAGACAAUUAAAGCAAAGUGAGUAUUAUAAAAAUUUUGUAUCCCCAGCCAAAAGUACAAUCUCCGAUAUCAGUACCAAUGAGAAUAUAUCCAGAUUAAGACAGGAUAGGGAAAUCGCCGAACAGAAUUUGUUUGAACUUAUUGAGAAUAAAGUCACUCAUGACAGUUUUAGUAUAGAUAAUUCUUUCUUCAACCGGUUUUUGAAAAAGAGCACUAUGGAUUGUUCAGGUGAGAGCACACCUCUAGUUAUGCAGAAGUGUUUAAAUAAAAAUCCUAAUUUAAUGCAUAUAUUACCAGAUAUAACUUCCAGAAAUAGAAAUGAUAACUCAUGUAGUGAUAUUGAAACAUGUAACAGUGAGUGUACAGAAUGCAGUGAAAACUGUUCUGUAUCCACCUGCUGUUCAUGCCAAACUACCACACAAACAAAUAUAUCAGUAAGUUGCAUUAAAGAAGAUAAAAACCACGAAAAAGGUGAUAUUAAAAAAACACAAAGAUCUAAGACUAACACACAAAAUAAUGAAGAAAAAGAAAAAUGUCACAAUGACACACUGACAGCUGAAAAUGAAGCAAUGAAUUCUAAUAUGGCAGAGAUGAAUGCUAAGUUAAUAGCCACAAGUGAGCUUUUAAAAGAUAGACUUAAAGAAUUAGAGGAUGAAAUUGAUACAUUUCGAAAAGAAAAUGCCAACUUGACUAAAAUGCGAGAAGAAGUUGAUAUGGAACGUCAAAAGUUAUAUGAAGAAAAAAACACAUUUGAACAAAAAUUUAAUGAAGAAAAAAUUCUAUCAGAAUAUUAUUUAGCUGAAGAAAAAGAAAAACUUAAUAAGCAAAAGCAAACAUAUGAGAGGUAUGUGAGAGAAAUGCGAGGUAGAUUGAAUAAAAAAGAAAAAGAUGAGAUAAUCAACUUGAAAAAAGAAAUUCAAGAUUUGAAAAAUGAAAUAAGAAUAAAAGAUGCCAAAUCUACAUCUACUAUCGCUCGACUACGUAACCAAAUAAAAAUAAUAGAGAAAGAUAAAAAGAAUCUUGAAGAUGAAGUAGAAAAACUUAAAAAAGAAAACAAACGAAUAAAACAUAGUAACGAUAUAACAAGACGAUUAACUAAUCUAAAAUAUCUAGAGCAAAUAAAUAAAAAACUUUCUACUAUGACUUCCAAGGACACUAUGUCAGAUGUAGAAUUAGAUCCUAACAUAAAAUAUAAGGCUUUCGAAAUUGAGAGACAAAGUAGAGUAAGGAAAAGUUUUCCUAAUGCAAAAGGUACAAUGAAACUGAGAGCAAAAAGUGUGCCAAACUUGCAUGUUACUUCCAGAUAUGCCAAAUAUUUCAGUCAAAAAGAUUCACUUAGUGAUAAACAUAAAAAUAUGGAACUAAAUGAUGAAAUUGAUUGUCUUAACUCAUAUGAUAUGGAAAAUGAUAAUAGUAAUAAUAAAAGCAAUUCUAGUAAUUCUGAUCAAUCAAAUAACAAUUCUGAUAGUGAGGAAGAAAACAAUUUAGAAAAAUUAUAUAAUGACAGAUUUAAAUCAACUUCUUUGGAAGGUCAAUCAUCUAAUAGGUCAGAUCAGUUUGAAAACUUGGAUAGGCUCUCUGGGUCUAAUAGUGACUAUUUUAUUGAAAAAUCUAACAAGGGCUCUUCAUUGAAAUCAUUAGACAAAUGUUUCACAACUAAGACACAACCCAUAAAUCAGUCACAUUCUAGAAGUUCUAAAUCACCUUCUAUGCCUUAUAAUAGAUUAUCUCAAGAAUCAAAAUCACCUACAAACUAUUUCAGCGAAAAUGACCACACAUCAGACAACCACAUAGAUACUAAUAAUAGAAAUAAAUCACCAGUCUCCAUUUUGAGCAACCAUUCGUCUUCCAGUCUUAAAUAUGGAACUGUUAUAAAUAAAGAAGUAUAUUCUGAUAGAAUUAUUCCUAGCCCAGAGCCAAUGUCUAGUAAAACAACCUUAUCGAAGACAAAUUUGAAUCCAACAGAAAUAAGGAAGCCAGAUGGGACAAGAGAGCUUAGAUUUCCAAAUGGUAACGUUAAGAUGUUGUCAGCCGAUGGCAAAUAUAGCAAAUUUUUGUACUACAAUGGUGACAUCAAAGAAAACUUUUAUAAUGAAGGUAGAAUUAAAUAUUUCUAUGCAGCGACAAAAACAUUUCAUACUACACAUCCUGAUGGACUGGAAAUAUUGGAGUUUCCUGAUGGUCAAGUCGAGAAACAUUAUAAGGAUGGCUCUUCUGAAAUUAAACUACCAAAUGGAAGCAUAAGAUAUUAUGACCCUAAGAAUGAACAUGUACGCGAAGAAUGGCGUUUCCCAGAUGGUGCUUCCCUGACUGUCUCCGCUAAUGGUGAACAACGUAUUGUCUUUGCUAAUGGACAAGUAGAAGUUCAUGCCAAGGAUCACAAGCGUCGUGAAUUUCCUGAUGGCAGCGUUAAGUUAGUCUACAAUGAUGGCACAGCAGAGACACGCUAUGCAUCUGGCCGCAUAAGAAUUAAAGAUAAACAUGGAAAUCUUAUCAUGGACUCUGCUCCUGGUUGAGUAUCAAAUUUGGCUGCUUACUGUGAUUUUAUGUGCCUUUUAUACUUGAAAAUAAAAUAUAUUUUAUAACAAAACUGAUUACUACAUUGAAGAAACGAUUUGUUUUGCUUAUGGAUUGUAAAAUGUGUAUGAGAUGUAAUUCAAAGCCAAUUUAAUGGGUUUUCUACUUAUGGAUCGAAAAGGAAAGAAUUCUAAGAAUAACAUCCAUUAUUAUUAGGUAAUGAUGUAACAAAUGACAGAUAUUAUUGAAAAAACAUGAAAAAAUAUAUAAGGCAAUUAGAAAAUUCAAGUAUCAAUUAGAAAAAGGAAUAUUUUAUUUAGUAUAGUAACUGGGUUGUAGUUA